Fonticula alba is the source of this 3591-nucleotide messenger RNA. RefSeq lists its product as hypothetical. Bases 1 to 3204 code for a protein of 1067 amino acids. Gene Ontology annotation, cellular component: endosome. The transcript is spliced from 9 exons. Gene Ontology annotation, biological process: protein transport to vacuole involved in ubiquitin-dependent protein catabolic process via the multivesicular body sorting pathway. The record is from RefSeq and is a predicted model, not a curated record. Gene Ontology annotation, molecular function: protein binding. NCBI's taxonomy places the organism in Eukaryota, Rotosphaerida, Fonticulaceae.
AUGACCUCUCCUCCGUCCGGUGGCCAGAGCCACCUCCUGCAGGUGGGCGUGCCCAACUUGAUCCUUGUGCCGAAGAAGCGCGGCGAGAAGGCCCCCAUGUCGAAUGAGCUGCGCAAGUACGUCAAGAAGACCUACUUCACGCAGGACACCGUGCCGCACCCGUCGCUGCUGGCCACCACGAUCCCGCCGCCCGGGAGUGUGGACCCGCUGGGCCGGCCGGCCGGCGCGGCGGGCACCGCCACCGCCACCGCCACCGCCGGCAAGCCCCGGUACACCUCCAUGGACGAGGUGGCCAUCGACCAGGACAUCCUGCAAUUGGAGUCCCUGCGCGAGCAUCUGGUCCUCGGGACCGCCUACAAUGCGGUGGUGCACCAGGCGGCCGAGGCUCCGGCCGGCGGCGGUGCCAGCGAUGUGGUGGCCGAUCGCCACAUCGAGUACAUGUUCCAGCUGUCGCACGCGGCUCGGCGCUUCCCGGUCAACGAGAAUAGCAUCAAGCUGUCCUUUGUGUGGUGCCUGUCGCUGAACAACAAGAAGAAGUACGCCAUGACCAGCAUGCAUUACGAGCGUGCGGCCAUCAUGUUCAACCUCGGCACGCACUAUGCCCAGGUGGCGUGCACCGCGCUGGCGGACGUGACCCCGGCCGCCACCGGCGCCGGCGGCUUCUCCCAGAGCGUCUCCAACACGGCCCUGUUCGGGGCCCUGCGCGACGCGUGCCACUCGCUGCAGCAAGCUGCCGGGGUCUUCGAGGAGUUGUCCGACUACUCCGCCCGGUAUCUGCCCUCCUCGCCGGCGGGCGAUCUGUCGCGGCACUUCACCGGGGCCUUGGCUCGGCUGUGCCUGGCCCAGGCGCACGAGUGCGUUGCCCGGCGGUCGGUCAUUGAGGAGUACAACUCCGAGCAGUCGGCCACCGCCGGCGGAGCAGCCGACACGGCCCCCUCUCGCCGGGCGGCCAGUGCCGCCACUCUGGUCACCAAGCUCCUGUCCACGGCCGGGGCCCUGUACGACGAGGCCACCGACUGCCUGCGCGAGGCGAAGAACGCCUACAAGGACCUGUCGCCGACCAUCCAGGAGUGGAUCACCUUCACCUCCAUGAAGGCCCUCAUGUACCACGCCUGGGCCCAGUGGCGUCUGUCGGUGGUGGACCGCAAUGCGGAGCGGAUCGGCCCCGAGAUCGCCCGGCUCAAGGUGGUCGUCGAGCACCUGAACAUGCUGAACAAGAUUUCCAAGUCCAGCCCCUCGCCCUCGCUGUCGUCCAUCACCUCGCUCUCUGGGCUGGCCAGCCUCAGUCUGUCCGGCACGCCGUCGGCACAGUCGCCCCUGGGCAUGCUGACGGCCGAGGCCAAGAAACUCCUGGCCAUGGCGUCCGAUCGCCUGGUCUCGGCCGAGAAGAACAACAACCUGGUUUACCACGACCCGGUGCCCGAGAAUGUGCACAAGCUGGAUGAGGGCCGUGACGACCGGAUCUCCAUUGUCCGCGCGGCCCAGCUGGCCAGCGUGCCGCCCACCGUGAAGCCGCUGUUUGAGAAGCUCGUCUCUCCCCUGGUCAAUGAGGCGGUCCUUCGGUAUACCGCUCUCAAGAAUGAGAAGAUCAAUGCCGAGGCCGGUCGUCUGGCUGAGGCUACUCGCUCCAUGGGCCGCACUAUCGCCGAGCUGAACCUUUCCUCGCUGCUGCACCUGAACUCCAACAGCGACCCCUCGCAGGUUAUUCCCACCGCCCUGCUGGAGCAGGCACGGCAGAUUCGCAACUCGGGCGGUGCCGCUGGCCUGGAGGAACGCUGGGUCAACCUCGGAAAGAUGUCCGCCUCUUGCCGGAAGAUUCUCAACGACGCUCUUGCCCAGCUGGAUGAGGAGGAGCGCUUCUCGCAGAACCUGCGGCACAUGCAUCCGACGCGCUACACGGCGGCCCCGUCGAGCGCGCUGACCGUGCGCCUGCGCGAGGAAAUUCGCGAUCGCAUGUCUCUUCUGGACCGCGUGGCGGCCAGUGACAAGAUCGUGCGCGAGCGCAUCGACGCCGCCCGGCCGAAGAUGCACAUCAUCGGCCGCGAUGAGCAGGAGCUGCUGGCCUCGGUUCCCGGGUCUCGUGGCCAGCGAACCACUGACGCCUCCCAGAGCAGUGGCAUUUCCGAGCUGCAGGCUCUGGUCGAUCAGCAUCAGCAUAUUCGCGCGACCCACAACAGCCUCAUGCAGAAGAUCCUCGACACCAUGGAUUCCGACGAUCCGUACCCCUCUCUGGCCGAUGCCGAUCGUGCCAGCAACAUCGACAACAUCAGCCCGCUGAUGGCCAUGCUGGAGACCCGCCUGGACCAGACGUACGCCGGACUGAUUGAGAACAUCAACCAGGAAAUUGCCGCCACGGCCCGCUACUGCGAGUCGCUGAAGGACGCGCACAGUCGGUACACGGCCGCCGCCGGGCCGCUGCAUCAGACGCGCGAUCCGCUGCAGGUCUUCCUCCAGGACCUGGAGGCGGCCUGCUCCACGGUCAGCGUGCGCGAGGACAUCGACAGCGGCUUGCAGUUCUAUUCGGAGCUGGACCCGCUGGUCCGGCGCCUGGCCAGCACCAUCGGCGACUAUGUGGUCGGCCGGCAUAUGGAAGCUCGGGAGAUGAUCGGCCACGAUGUGCCGGGUCUGCCGGCGGCCGGCGGCGGGUCGGCCGGCGGCGGGGCCCCGCAUGGUCAGUCGCCCUACCAGCAGCCGCAGCCGCAGCAGCACCAGACCCCUGCGACCGGGGCCCCGGGAGGUGGCUACCCGCAGCAUGGCCACCAGCAGCCGCCGCAGCAGCCUGCUCCCUAUCAGUCGACCCCGUAUCAGCAGCAGCCGGCCCAGCAGCAGCAGCAGCAGCAGCAGCAGCCAGUUGGGCCUGGGCAUUACGCUCCCGCGGGCCCCGGUGGGUACCCCGGGCAACAGCAGCCUGCCGCCCCGCAGCAGCCGUAUGGCCCGCCGGGUGGCGGCCACUACGGCGCCGCCCCGAGCCCGUAUGGGCCCCCGGCCGCUGGCCAUCCGUAUGCUGGUGCCCCAAGCCCGUACGGCGCCCCGCAGCCGGGCGGUCCCCCGCCGUCUGGGCACUAUGGCGGUGGUUACCCUGGCAGCGCCGGCACUCCGGGCGCCAACAUCCCCUAUGGCGCCAUCCCGCACAACCCCUAUGGCCCGCCCCCGGCACAGGUGUAUCCUGGUGGCGGCUACCCCAACCAGCCCAACCGCUAUUGAAUGAGUCCCUCUCCUCCCAUGGCCGAGGGUCAGUGUCGGUGUGGGUGUAUGUACGGAGUCAGAAGUCGCACGCGGGGAGAGACAGAGGGAGCAAGGCGGCUGAGCAGCAGAGCAUGCACGUGGCCCAUUUGCGAGAGGUGGCGGCCUCUUCCGGACCCUCCUUCCCAUCCCGCUGCCCCCCUCUCCUCCUGUCUUCUUCUCUCUGCAGAACAUCCCGCCUUGCCCUUUCUAGCGGACCACUUCUCCCUCUCGCCCUCCCUCCGAUGGUGACUCCCCUGCCGCUUCCCGGCAGGGGGGAUGAACAUCGCGCCCUACAUGGGAAGGGGCUGCUCGCGGGGACCGUGCUGUCGGACCUGCACAUACUAUCAACAAUAAAAAGCUACUCAA